This is a messenger RNA of Phalacrocorax carbo (great cormorant), 2813 nucleotides long. The record is from RefSeq and is a predicted model, not a curated record. Lineage: Eukaryota; Metazoa; Chordata; Aves; Suliformes; Phalacrocoracidae.
GAAGGGAAGUCUGGCAAGGAAAGGAAUCAAACCAAGCAGCAUUUUUCAAAACUAUGAGCAAGAACGCUAUUUGCUUGGCUUUGAGCAACUUUAAACAUAAAAGUUAACUUAAAAAUACAACUAUACUUAGGUGUCAACAACUGUUGCAUAACUUCGAAUUGUGAUGUACAACUCAAAUGUUUGCUAAUACGUGACAAAAGACUCUUCCCUUCUGUAGAGUGUGACCAGUGUAGACAAACCAUUUCCCAUUUCCUGCUUUCACUGCAUUCAUGAGCUGUAAGCACAGGCUGACAGCCAACUUCACCACGGACAGGUCAGUGAUAACAACACAGAUGAACUCGUGUAUGUACUUAGCACCUCCAAUUUCAGUUGUCUGCAGGCAGCUACAUUUGGAAUAAGUCUUCUUUUAAUGCCAGGCUUCUGACCUUUUCUGGAAUUGGCUUGAAAGGCGAGAGACCUUGUUUUCUUUCAUCCAUGGAGUUCCCAUUUUUUCAUGGAAAGAUAACAAGAAGAGCCUGUGAAGAACUGCUGAGCAAGAACAAAAGGAAUGGUAGCUAUUUAAUACGAGAGAGUGAAAGCGUGGAAGGAGCCUUGUGUCUCUGUGUUUUCUUUGACGAACUCAUCUACACUUACCGUAUCUUCAGGGAACGCCAAGGAUAUUUUAAAAUACAGACUUCUGAAGGCGUUCCAGAGAGGACCUUCAGAACAUUAAAGGACCUAAUAUACACUUAUGAAAAGCCAAAUCAAGGACUAAUAACAAACCUCCGCUACCCAGUGAAGAAACAAGAGAACUCGCGAAGAACCCAGAGGUUCAUGUCAGGAAAGGAUGACAUUUAUAAUGAUAUUGAUGACAGUGAUUACGUCGCUGUCUUACCCUGAAUGAUCUGCAACCUGACGAUUUGGGAAGCUGCUGUUUCAGGUUAUGCGCAGCACAAUGGAUCAGCUGGGGAGAGCUGCCAAGCUGGGCAUUCAUCACUGUGGAUCUGUACCUCUGGAAUUAGUCUCCUCCUUUAGCAGACUGUCAGAGCAGCUGUGUUUUCUCCCAGUAGAUCCAGUACAUGUUGCUAUAUAUUUUUGUUCAGAAAAAAAAAUUAAUUUUAUAAGAUAUGUGGCUACACAUACAUAUAUAUAGGAGGGGGGUGGGUAUCUGUGUGCAUGUAUGUGUAUUUUAGUUUUUCAGUCAGCAAACUGUCCAAGAUGUCUACUGAUAAAAUAAAUAAUCUGUUAGAAAACAGCAACAUAAACACAAUGAAUGCGUGUGCAUAAAGCAGUAGUUUAUGGCUGAACUGAUAUAUGUUGAUAAAAAUGAUACAUGAUUGUCCUGGGUUCAGCUGGGAUAGAGUUAAUUUUCUUCAUAGUAUAGAAUCUUAGAAUGAUUUGUGUGGGAAGGGACCUUUAGAGGUCAUCUACUCCAACCCCCCUGCACUGAGCAGGGACAUCUCUAACUAGAUCAGGUUGCUCAGAGCCGCAUCCAACCUGACCUUGAAUGUUUCUAGGGAUUGGGCCUCCACAACCUCUCUGGGCAACCUGUAGUAGUAGUAGUAGUAGUAGUAGUAGUAGUAGCUGCAGCUACUGUUUGGGCUACUACACGGAGCUGUGUUUUGGAUUUGUGCUGAAAACAGUGUUAAUAAUGUGGAGAUGUUUUAGUUUUUGCUAAGUGGUGCUUACACUAGUCAAGGACUUUUUCAACUUCUCUUGCUCUGCUGGGUGCACAAGGAGUUGGGAGGGGACACAGCCGGACAGUUGAUCCCCAACUGACCAAAGGGAAGACAUUUAUAUUGGUAGUGUGUUUGUUUAAGAUCUUUCACAAACUUUUUCUAUAUUUUUAUGGGUAAUACUAGUUAGAUUUCUUUCUUUUUAUGUUUCUUUCACAGCAGUAUUUGUUAAAGGACUUUUAGAUUUUUCAGUGUUUUGGACUUCAUUAUGAAUUUAACAGUGCUAACAGUUUUCAUGCCAUGCUCAAAUGGUACUUGUAGCAUGAACGAGAUAAAUAAGAAUAUUAUGUGUCCAAAAAUCAUGAACUGAAAAGAAAGUAGUUGUCCAUGAAGAAUUGUACUACUGGAGAGAAAAAAAGCAAACCUUGCUCUGUAGAAGCACAUACACUGAUGCGUCUCUUUAUUUGCAGAAUUCAGCAGCCUGCCUGAGACUUUGUUAUCAAGUCUAUCAGACUGAGCAGCUGCUGCGCUGCGACAUCCCAACCCCAGCAGCCUGGUCUUUAAGAGUAUGGAACACUUCAGGUUUUCUGAAAUGAGUCUCAGCAGCCCCCAUGUGCUAAGGCAGUCACACUGAUGUUCAACCCUAGGAAAAGGCCAAGUGACGUGGGACCCAGGCCACGCCUCAUGACCCCAACCUCGUGAUUCCUGAUGACUAAACAGACUAUUACUCACAGCUGACUGGGACAAGGGGCUGGGCUGUGGUGCUUUUUAGCCGGCAGUUGCUCUGGUUAACGUGCUGCACUGCAGGCAGCCGUGCUUUGGACUUGGAUUUACAAUGCUGCAGUGGUUGCGGCUCCAGACACUUCAUCCAGACCCAAGGGCGGCAUCCAAGCCCACAGUCCCAUGACUUCUUAGGCACUGCCUCUGAGGCAGUCAGCUGAAGCACAGAGAAGGAUCAAGGAUUUAAAGGAGGAAGCAAGGACCCAGAAUGAAAAGAAACUAAUUUAAAAUAUUCAGCUGUGCUUUACAGGAAUAUGUUUGUUCUACACUGUUGUUGUAUUUAUUGUAUAGUGUAAGAAAAUGAGGUCAAUAUACACAUUCCUAUGCUUCUUUGCAGGCCGUAUACAUUAGAAAACUAUCUGUGCACGAGUUUCAAAA